Molecule: messenger RNA, 449 nt
Organism: Mytilinidion resinicola
Lineage: Eukaryota; Fungi; Ascomycota; Dothideomycetes; Mytilinidiales; Mytilinidiaceae
Exons: 1
Coding region: 147-395 (82 amino acids)
Source: RefSeq, a predicted model, not a curated record
AGCUCAAGGCAGAAAGAGGAUUCGUCCCCGGCUGCUUGCUCCUUUACCCAAUCCACAGGAUCAAGGAUCACGGCAACACAAUAUUCGAGAUCUAAUUUUUUGGAGAUGCCCAGCGUUAUAAAAUACUAGGAGAAGGACUAAAAUCUAUGACUGUCCAAGACUUAGAUGGAGAGAUUCGGACGCGCUUCUUUGCCCAGAAGAUUCUCUCAACAACACCGGAGAGCACGGCUAGCGAUAAUAGUGACAACAUGGAAAGCUGGGGAGAGAACUUGGUGCAGGUGGCGAAGCGUUUGGAUCGUUUGGGGGCACCGCAGAUGGAGAAUAUUAGGUUCGCUGCUGCGGUGGUUGGGUUGGCGACGUUUCUUAUGACUGGGUGGCCUGGAGCAGGUGUCUGACGUUGUCUUCAUGCCUCGAGAAAGAGAGAGGAGAGAUUCGACGAAUCGCCUGGA